AUGAAUCACGAUCCAUUCAACUGGGGGAGACCUUCGGAUGAACAUUAUGGGGCUUAUAACAAUGCAAUUGCGAAUGCUCCAGCUUACCCAAAGAUGAACACUCAACAGCCCAUUGUUACCGGUACGUCUGUGAUUUCAAUGAAAUAUGAUAAUGGGGUUGUCAUUGCUGCGGAUAAUUUGGGUUCUUACGGUUCACUUUUGCGUUUUACUGAUAUUGAGAGACUGAUUCCUGUGGGUAAAAACACAGUGGUUGGUAUAUCGGGGGAUAUCUCUGAUAUGCAGCACAUUGAACAUUUGUUAGAGGAACUAGAGACUGAAAACAACUACGACAACUCAUAUGCAGACGAUGAAGAAGCUCUGAGACCCAGCAACGUUUUUGAGUACUUGGCAGCUGUGAUGUACCAGCGUAGAUCGAAGAUGAAUCCACUAUGGAACGCUCUGAUCGUUGCAGGUGUUGAGGAUAAGAAACCAUUUUUGAGGUAUGUGAAUCUACUUGGAGUUACCUAUUCUUCCCCAACACUGGCUACAGGGUUUGGUGCCCACCUAGCGAUCCCUCUCUUGAGAAGAGUAAUUGACCAUGAAUCCGACAUCCAAAAGACCAAUCUAGAGACUGCAGAGAAGACUGUCGUGGAGUGUAUGAAAAUUCUAUAUUACAGAGAUGCACGUUCUUCGAGAAAAUACUCGCUGGCGAUCAUCGACAAUGACAAGGGAGUCAUCUUCAAGAAGGGCAACGAAGUCGAGAAUAUGACUUGGGGCUUUGCAAAGGACAUACGUGGUUACGGGACCCAAACUGUAUAA
Torulaspora delbrueckii is the source of this 798-nucleotide messenger RNA. RefSeq names its product proteasome core particle subunit beta 7 (gene PRE4). Bases 1 to 798 code for a protein of 265 amino acids. NCBI's taxonomy places the organism in Eukaryota, Fungi, Ascomycota, Saccharomycetes, Saccharomycetales, Saccharomycetaceae. The transcript has a single exon. Gene Ontology annotation, cellular component: proteasome core complex. The record is from RefSeq and is a predicted model, not a curated record.